AACAACAGAUGCUCUUGCUAUGGAAGCACAAGAAGGGAGACUCCGCCUCGCCGGACGAGCUGUGCUCGGCGCUGGAGCGGGCAAACCUCGCUCUCCUAGCCGAGGAGGUCCGAGCCUACGCCCGGUCCAACCCCCGGAUAUCCGGGACAACCAGCAUAGUGUAUCCAGGAGUUAAGAGAAAAACGUCUGUAGAUUUGCGGAAGUCCGGCGGGCCGUUCACCCUGACGAACUGUGUCGCCAUCAAAGGAUCCAGUCUAAAGUUACAGACCAGAGACUCGGCAAGAAAACAAGACUCUACGGAUUCCACACGACCGAAAACCCAGCAGUCGAGAGGACCUCCAUCCAGACUGGGAACACCUGGACAAAGAAAGAGAAUAGGACCCUUCAAGAGAAUAGGUUUCAUGGACAUUCACACCGUCAUCGACCGGGCUGUUCCAUCAGACGACACCCCUCCCGACGAUAUGCACGACAUCCUGGCCAACAUCAACGAGGGCUUCUUCAGCUUCCUGAUGACCCGGAUGGAGGAGAUCAACCACGUUGUGGAACAGCUCGAGCGCACGGACGGAAUUGUCGUCUGCAGGGUACGACGAGGGUCCCUGAUGCUGACCGUGAGCUGUAACGGGAUAGAGUCGCAGCGUACGCUGUGGAACCAGUACCUGGGCGGGACGCUACACGAGCUCAUGCAGUCCUCACUGGUGAACGACAGGACGCUGAAGGCAGCCGGAGCGCGGGAAAUCGUGCUGCAGACAGCCAUAGAGGAGGAACAAUACCACAGAUGCUCGUCACAACUGAGAGGCAGUAAAGGCCUGAGCAGACCGAGCACGUCACCGCUGGGUCUCCUGUCCCCUCCCGCCACACCGAUAGUCGCACAGCUGCACGCUCCGGCACCGCCCACCCCCACCCCCAAGUCUACUCCCCGCCACUCUCCGCGGGAACGGCCGACCGGCAGAAGGCAAAUUGUCCGAGGGAAGGGCAGAUCGCCCAGAGAAGGGGAGGAGGCGGUUGAGAUCAGCAUGGAGCAGCACCUGAGGAACUUCUGUAGGGGCAUCAAGUCGGCAGAGGAAUCAUACAGUUACUUCGCCCUGGAGGUCCGGCGGUUCGUGGAAGCCCUGAAGUCCGUGAAGCCAGUCAGCACCAAGACCAUCUCAACACUGACGGAGGUCGAGGACUUCGAGCGGAUUCUGAAAGACCAGGGCUCCAAAAGCGUCCACAUGGUCGAAGAGUUUCUCCACAUCGUGCGCGACUUGAGCAAACUCCGUGUACACGUCUUGGAAAACAUCUGGGCCAAGAUCAGCUCGAGUCAAAAGAUGGAGGGAAGAACGCAGAAGAAGACAAAGGAGGACAUCUGGGCGUCUUUACAAAAGUGGGGCGCGCUGUUGGCAAAGGAAACGGACUUUUCGGACUUGCAGACGACAAAAGCGGACUUCGGGAACACGCUGAAGCCGUUUGAGAUGAAGUGUUACGGCGGAGUGUUGAGCUUGGUGCCGGAGGUGUUGGACACGGCCAACUGUGUGGACGAUCUCCUGAACAGUUACCUACAGUUCAUCUGACAUUUCACAAAGUGCAAGUUGUAAAAUCAAACACUGUUUCAAGUUUUCAAGAUGUUUGGGUACUGGACACGGCCAACUGCGUUGACAAUCUCCUGAACAGUUACCUAAAGUUCAUCUGACAUCGCACAAUAUACAAGCUGUAAAAUCAUGAGGUAAACACUGUACAAGAUUUUAAGAUGUUUGGGUACUGGACACGGCCAACUGUGUUGAUGAUCUCCUGAACGGUUACCUACAGUUUAUCUAAUCUCCAAGCAGAUCCUACGGUGCCAUAAGAUAGUAUCCAAACUGGCCAAGAAAUAUAGCCGACCUAAGGGAGUCAGACGGGCUCCGGAGCACCCACACUCCUAUGCCGGCUGUACUCCUCUGCCAGCUUUUGAUACUAACGUUACUACCGUAUGAUAUGCUUGGAGGUGCGUUUUUCCGUCCUAUGUACAGUUUUAAUAUUUUAAGUGUAAAAAGAACUUUUAAAUCGUGAGGUAGUAUGUGUUUAGAUAUUAGUCAUAUGCUAUAAGAUACUUGUAAAUAAAAGGGCUAUCCGUCCAGGAAAUAUGUUAUCCGUCCAGCUUGCCGUUUAAUGUACAUCUCAGCAGAGAAUUUGAUUACAUGAACUCUCACAAUUCUAAGACAACCACGUUGAACAAGUGCGUUGACCACCUGGAUUAUCUAAAGUGUGCACAAUUUGUGGAUUACCUAUGCUACAUUUAAGAACUCUCAUUCACUGUUUUCUUGUCUUCAAUGUGGUGGUCUUAGGUACCCGCAGAAUCUGUAGGCAUAGCUAUAGCCUCCAUAGCAGGCUCUCUGGGCCUUUUUCGUCUUUUUUUGACUCAUAAUACAGUAAGCUUUUGCUGGUCAUUUCUUUUUGUACUUGGUCGCUCGGACUGCUAUAUUUCUACAGGCCGCCAGUAUAAGAGACCCAGUGCAAGAAACGGCCAUUAAGUGUAUUUUAUGACCCCAAAACGACGAAAAAACGGCCCAGGGAGCCUGCUAUGGAGGCUAAGGUUCCUGGUACAAUUGAGUUGACGGCACUUGUAUUGGUCCAAGACCAGUCUGGAACUGGUCCCAAAUCUAUUUAUGGCAAGGCUAUGUUUUAUGAAACGUCAAACGAAUUCUGCAUACAAAUUGAUAAAUGUGGCAUGUCCAGACGUGCUUUAGUUGUGUCUCAUUGGCCUUGACCUUAAAGAGAUUAUAUGAGAAGCAAAGUAUUGAGAACUUCAGAACCUGAAAAGGCAGAUAUGUAAAUAUAUAGAGAUCUACAAAGAUGAUAGUCAUGUGUUUGCUUGUAGAAUGCAUGCAUGUUUUAAGCUUUGCUUGGCGAAUUUCGUUGCUAUGUUGUCAGUUUUUUGUUUCACUUGAGCGGUGAAGUUGUACGUUUAUAGCAAUUUUAUUUUGAAAUGCGGGAGAUACAAUGUGACUUUUUAUUACAUACGUAUGUUGGAAAUACACACAUAAGAAAUGUUACACUCAAGCAUGAGGUUUUAAAAAUUAAGUGCCUCCAUAAAGGUUCAUCAAAGGGCACCUGUCUUCAUCACAAAUAUGCAAAUGAGAUUUGAGAUAUCACAAACAUGUAUAUAAGGUUUCAAACCAUGGCUGCUAUGUUGGUCACCCAGGAAACAUAGCACGGUAUACUUUGAUAUAAACAAUGUGUAUAAACAUCAGAUUAUGAAUUUCAAAUGAGAAUUUUAACACCAAAGCAAAGCUAAACGGUUUUUAUAUCAUCAGGCCCACCUCUGAGGCGUCGCCAAAAACGAUUAUCUUUUUUUGCAAGGUUGCUGCUCAAACUUGGAGUUAAAACUUUUCGUUCUACUUUAAAGCCAUCCGUCCAAAAAGCUGCUGUAGUUAAUAAUUGUCUUGAGUGUUGUAUAUUAUAAGACUGUUGUGGUAACUUAUGACAAAACAUUGAGACACUGCUUGCAUGUAUUUUUGUUUGUGCAUUUUUAAUAAAUGCCAUGCUGACA
Molecule: messenger RNA, 3505 nt
Organism: Branchiostoma floridae (Florida lancelet)
Lineage: Eukaryota; Metazoa; Chordata; Leptocardii; Amphioxiformes; Branchiostomatidae
Exons: 8
Coding region: 9-1550 (513 amino acids)
Biological process (GO): signal transduction
Molecular function (GO): protein binding
Source: RefSeq, a predicted model, not a curated record